CGUUUUUAACUUGGUUUAUGUUUUUUUUAUUCGAAAACGGUACACGUCCAAAACAUUUCUUGUUUACAAUCAAUUUUUAUGUAUUUUUUAUCAAUAAAUAAAAGUACAUAGGUUGAUAAUCUAAUUACCAACAUUAAUUACCCAAUUAAAAGGUGCAGUAGGGUAAUAGUGCAACAAUAAUAGGCAAUAGAAUUAUUUUUUUUUAAUUAUUAGUGCAAUGAGUGGUUUCAGCCCCUUUGUAUAUUGGGCGCAAAACGAAAAUAAACUAUUUUUGAAAAUAGACCUCAAGGACGUACAGCAACCUCUUAUUGAUGUAGAUGAAAAAUUAAUUAGUUUUGAUGGCUUGGGCAGAGGUGCACUGGGCACGAAAGAAUACAGUUUUAAAUUGAACCUUUUUGAAGGGAUUAAUUCAAAGGAAAAAAAUGUUAAAAUCACUGACAACUGCAUCAACAUUACAUUAAAUAAAACGCAACCUGGUUGGUGGCCAAGACUAACAUCUACACCCCAAAAACCAAUAUGGUUAAAAAUCGAUUUCAAUAAAUGGCAAUCAGAAGAUGAUUUCUUAGAGGAAAAAGUUAAUAAUGUUACAGAAGAUUAUCCAGACGUUUACAAGCAUUUAAUGAAAAACGAAUUAGGAUAUAUUAAAGAAGAUUUCAAAUCAGUCUACAUGGUGUUCUACAAUCUAGCAAUGCUCUGUGCCUUUUUAUACGCCCUCAUAAUCCUUACAAUGACUAUGGCGAAAAACGGUUUUGAAGAAACAAGUUAUACCAAUGUCUACCCAAUUGUUGGACAUGUACUGUGUAUAAUUCAUCUUUUCCAAGCACUGGAAAUAAUGCAUCCGAUUUUUGGUUACGUAAAAGGCAGCCCUUUUAUGCCUUUUUUGCAAAUAGUCGGCAGGCUGUUUAUACUUUUUGGUAAUUUGGAAUUCGAGCCUCGAUUACAAAAAAUGCCAGCCACGACUUGGUUGUUUUUUGCUUGGAUUUAUAGCGACUUAAUUAGAUAUGUUUACUACAUUUUCCAUAUAUCUGGCUCCAAAAACUCCAUAAGACGAUACGUUUAUCCCUUUGCAAAAUGGUUAAGGUACACGGCCUGGAUUAUUCUUUAUCCAGUUGGUUUCUUGUGCGAAUCUGUAAUAAUAUUUAGAAACAUUCUUUAUUUGCAUAACGAGCCCAGACUCUAUUUGCGUUUGCCCAAUGUUUACAAUGUAACAUUUGAUUAUUUGACGUUUUUGAGAGUUUAUAUGCUUUUUAUAAUGUUCCCAGGCAUGUAUACGCUUAUUAAGUACAUGUAUAAGGCCAGGACGAAAAAUUUGGGUGGCAGCGAGCCAUUUGAUAAGUUGGGUUUUUCCAAAAAGAAGGUAGAGUAAGCUAAAAAAAAAAUAUUUAUUUAUUUGUGCACUGCAUUUUUGUGGUUUGUUUAGGUGAUAAUUUUUAAAGGUUGUUGUAUUUUUUGUUUCUUUUUUUAUAAUUUUUUUUACUUGAAUAAAUAUAAAAAUAUUAGCUUAGAAAAUAUUAUUUUCCUCUUGAGUAAGCAUAGGGAAAAAUGUAUCAAUAAUUUAAAACACUUAAAACAAUAAAUAAAAAUAAAACUUAAGAAUAAAACGUUAAAACCGAGGUUUGAUUGCCUCUGACAAGCAAAACUGGAGGCAUUUCUUUGGUGAGAAGUUCCAGCCAUGCCAAAUAAGUAGCAGCGGACACGAUAUUUUUUCUUGGAAUUGGUAAAGUGACCACAACCAUUUCAGCUUCACUAGAAUGUUCUAGCAACAGCUCUCUCAGCCUCAUGUGACGGUUUGUUUUGUCUUUGACCGCCAUCAAUUCCGAAUCUGUGAUAGAA
Molecule: messenger RNA, 1833 nt
Organism: Ceutorhynchus assimilis (cabbage seed weevil)
Lineage: Eukaryota; Metazoa; Arthropoda; Insecta; Coleoptera; Curculionidae
Source: the annotation of a GenBank genome assembly